Molecule: messenger RNA, 1343 nt
Organism: Volvox carteri f. nagariensis
Lineage: Eukaryota; Viridiplantae; Chlorophyta; Chlorophyceae; Chlamydomonadales; Volvocaceae
Exons: 5
Coding region: 88-822 (244 amino acids)
Cellular component (GO): endoplasmic reticulum membrane; endoplasmic reticulum
Source: RefSeq, a predicted model, not a curated record
CAUUGUUGUUUGGUUUUCUCGUGAGAUAUUUGCUCAGGGUUAUCUAUAGAGUGGUCAACUCUUUUGGGUCAUAGCAACAGAAGCAAAAUGGCGCACCGUUCUCUAUACCGGCCAUUGUUUGUACUAGGGCUUGUUGCUUGUUGUGCAGCUUAUGCUGCCGCCCAAGACACCCCGCGGGCACACCCAUUGACGAACCUGCCACCAGCUGGUGAAAUCUCGACGGGCUAUUUCUUUCCUGGUUAUCCCACACGGCAGUUCAUCGCGGGCGAACCGGUCAAGGUGGUUCUCGGAGUCCGGAAUGAGGCUUCGGAGAACUAUAACAUCAGCAUGAUCAUGGGUAGCCUCAAUAACGCGCAAGAAUUCCGCGCAUAUUACUGGAACUUCACGCAGCAGCUCUACUUCCAAAUUGUGGAGCCCAGCAAGGAGCUUUCUGUGGAGUACACCUUCCUGCCCCCGAAGGACCUGCCCCCCAACGACUACCAGGUUGCCCUGACGGUUUUCUAUGAGGCCGCUGAUGGCUUCAAGAGCACGACUUUCUUCAACCAGACCAUUACAGUCCUUGAGAAGGGGCAGCUGAUUGAUUGGAAACUCAUCUUCCUCUAUGCUAUCUUCAUUGGCCUGGUUUUUGCUGGUGCAUACUUCGCCUGGAGUGCUGUUAAGGAGUCCCCAAUCUACAAGAACGUUGUUGGAAAGCGGACCCGCAAGGUGGAGGUCAGCCGCGCAUAUAAUGACGAUGAGUGGGUGAAGGGCACGCCUUAUGACAAUUUCCGCAAGAAGAAGGCCGCUGCAGCGAACAAGGGUUCGCCAAAGAAAGGGCAAUAAUCCCUUGACAGGACGAUUUCUAGCUGUCUCUAGGUACAUCCGUGUGCGCAAAAUUGCGGGAGCUUGGAUGUGUGAGCUUGGUGAUUGGCUAACGGCUUGUAGACGACGGUGUGCAUAUAUUACUUUUAUAGUCCCGGACAGACUUACGCUGCUUGGAUGCGGGAGGUUUCGCAAUUGUGUGCAGGUAGGCGCAGGGGCUGACAUGCUUGGUGUAGGGUUUUGGCGGGCAGCCCCGCACUCGUAAGGGAUUUGUUGCCACUCAUCACUAUGGGAAUGUCCUGUCACCUGAAACUCGCGCUGCAAGACAGCGCACGUGCUGCAUGGGUGUUCCUAUGGUCCGCUUGCUGACUUGCGACGACAAAAUUACGUUUCGUGACUUGUAUGGCUGUUGACUAUAUGACUGCAAAUGGACAUUUGACUGAACAGUGGCCUACCGUGGCCUGAACGUUAAUGUAAUCUGGCGGCAAAAAAUGCAGCUUAGGAAGGUAAUUUAACCGAAUGUAACGUCUCAAGCUCCAGGG